UAUUAUUUAGGCAACUCUAUACACUGCAUUAAAUGAAGAAACAUUUCCUAUACACAGCACAUUUCCAUUGAAUACGCUGGUAGGGAUAAUCAGUAGGCAGCAGGGGUCGGUCAGUCACAAUCAGCAGCCUGUACUGAUACAACUUAUCCUCCUCAUCCUCGGAUCAAGCUAAAAUCCUGCAACCAACCAGUAUACAAAACCAGUAUACAAAAGCCCACAACAAUCGCUUUAUACACGAAGCCAGCCGUAGAGCGCUACACACACAUUUUCUUUAGCAGCCCACACUCAAAGCAAAACAAAGCACUUUUGUGUUGGAAGGUCUUGGUCAUUUUAAUUUUCAACAUCCUACUCGGAUUGAAACAAUUGACGUAUAAGAUGCACAGCAGAAAUUCCCGUUGACGAACUCAUUAAACUAAGCACCAUUAGGUUUCUGCUUCCAAAGUGUCCAAAUGACCGUACCAACCAUCGCCAGUAAGUAACAUGGCGGAUGAAAGUGCAUGCCCUCACACAAAAAUCUCAACAAAUCGAUAGUUUCCAUUUGUUUUGGAAAUGCAUUCUCCCAUGCGAUCUUUAGUAUAGAUCCAAAGUUGUGUCCCCUUCGCCAAGUCACAUUACAGUACGACUGCUAGGGUAUCUGAAAAUUUCUCUUAUAAUUCCACCACCGACGUCAUCGAUACAAUCCCCGCCCACUUCGCUCCCUCCGCCGCGGACGCGUCCCUUCCUUCUCCUCCCUCUAUCUCUCGCCUGCUGCUUCCGCCGCAGCUAAAAAAUAGAGGAAGAAGAUACAUUAACCCGAAAGAAAAAAUAAUCCGAGCUUCAAUGCCGCGGGGUCGACCCCCCAAAACACGGGGAGGAUCCGAGCCAGAGCCCUGUUGCUUACCAUCGCUGGACAGUGCCUACAGGUCUUUACCCCACCCCAAAGCCAGACGUCACGGCUGCAGCAGCUAGAAGGGAUGUUUGAGACUGACACUGAUGGAGUUUUAACGCCAAAUGAUGAGAACAAUAGUUAUGCCUAUCAUGGACCAACUCACAAGUGUGAUAUCUGUUUGCUCUCCUUUCCUAAAGAAACUCAGUACCAGCGACACAUGCGGGACCAUGAGAGGAAUGAUAAGGCUCAUCGAUGUGAUCAGUGCCCAAUGUCCUUUAAUAUUGACUUUAACCUGACACUUCAUAAAGCUACACAUAAUGUGGAUGACCCUACAUGUCCAGCAUGCAGGAAGAAAUUUUCUCGAGUUGCAAGUCUCAAAGCUCAUAUAAUGCUCCAUGAGAAAGAGGAGACUCUUAUCUGUUCAGAAUGUGGGGAUGAAUUCACGCUGCCAAAUAAUUUGUCCCUCCAUAUGGAAGAACACAGGCAAGAGCUGGUGGGAAGCAAAACAUACAGCUGCAAGUCGUGCAAGAAAACAUUUGACUCUACACCACAACUUAAAGAGCAUAUGAAAACACACUUCAAGAUUAGGGUUGCAAAUACUAGAUCUUACAAUCGAAACAUAGACAGAAGUGGAUUUUCCUACUCAUGUCCCCACUGUGGUAAAACAUUUCAGAAGCCAAGCCAGUUAACCCGUCACAUAAGGAUACACACAGGUGAAAGGCCCUUCAAAUGCAACAUCUGUGGCAAAGCUUUUAAUCAAAAGGGGGCACUAGCAACCCAUAUGGUGAAGCACACAGGUGAAAAGCCCCAUGCUUGUGCUUUUUGUCCAGCAGCAUUUUCUCAGAAAGGAAAUCUUCAGUCUCACAUACAGAGAGUUCACUCAGAGGUUAAGAAUGGCGCCACUUAUCACUGCACUGACUGUAGCUGCAUUUUCAAAAGCCUGGGAAGCCUCAAUACACAUAUAAGUAAGAUGCAUGUGGUAGGAUCCCAAACAACACCAGCUCCUACUGGAGGAACAUCCACUGUAACUACGGACACAUCACAACCCCAGUCUUUGUCGGACUCUAGUCUCUUACAGCAGACAUCUGAUGAUAAGUGGAAAAAUGUAACAGUUUUUCAGGCAGUGCCAGCUCAGACAGACUCAACAGACUGUUCUGCUUCAGAACAACAAGGACCUCAACAACCAGCUGUUACUGAUGUUAUCCAGCAGCUCUUAGAACUGUCAGAACCUGUAGACAAUCCUCAAAAUUCUCAAUCUGAGCAGCAACUUAAUAUCUCGGUGGGAAUCAACAGAGAUAUUUUACAGCAAGCCCUAGAAAACAGUGGACUCUCAUCAAUCCCAGUUGCAGCACUUCCUAGUGACACCAGUCAGGCCAAGGCCACUGUUCAAGAAAUUGAAUGUCUUUCAACUCAGCAAAUGGAUUGUAAUGACCAAGAACACGAGGUAGAACAUGAAGAGCAAGAUAAAGCUGACAAGACAGAAAAAAGAAUUAUAAAGAAGAAAUCUGCAUUUUCAGCAGGUUCUGUCCGUGAGGAAAGUGGCAUCCGCUGGCACAUUUGUACAUAUUGUAACAAAGAGUUUAAGAAACCCAGUGAUCUUGUUCGUCACAUUCGUAUUCACACUCAUGAGAAACCAUUCAAGUGUCUGCAGUGCUUCAGAGCCUUCGCUGUAAAAAGCACACUUACUGCUCACAUAAAAACACAUUCUGGCAUAAAAGCAUUUAAGUGUGACUUCUGCAUGAAAUGUUUUUCCACCUCUGGAAGCUUGAAAGUUCACAUCCGCUUGCACACGGGUGUCAGACCAUUUGCUUGUCCACAUUGUGACAAAAAGUUUCGUACUUCUGGGCAUAGAAAGACCCAUAUUGCCUCCCAUUUUAAACAGUGUGAACUUAGAAAGUUGCGGCAACAACGAAAGCCUGGCAAAGUUCGUGUUGGGAAGAGCAAUGUUCCAGUCUCAGAGAUCCCAUUACAAGAACCGAUUCUUAUCACAGACCUUGGUCUCAUUCAGCCCAUUCCUCGGAAUAGCCAAUUCUUCCAAAACUAUUUCAUUAACAGCUAUACCCAUGAAGUUGACAGACCAUAUAAGUGCUAUUACUGCCACCGUGCUUAUAAAAAGUCCUGUCACCUUAAACAGCACAUAAGAUCCCAUACCGGUGAAAAGCCAUUUAAGUGUACACAGUGUGGAAGAGGUUUUGCAUCAUCUGGUGUACUUAAAGCUCAUAUCCGAACACAUACUGGAUUAAGAGAUUACAAGUGUCUUGUAUGUAAUGGAGCCUUUACCACAGGCGGAAGUCUUCGUCGUCACAUGUGUAUUCAUAAUGACUUACGACCUUAUAUGUGUCCAUAUUGCCAGAAAACCUUUAAAACCUCUUUAAAUUGCAAAAAACAUAUGAAAACCCACAGAUAUGAAGUUGCCAGUCAGCUCCAUCAGCACCAGCCAGCAGUUUCAGAAGAGACACCAGCAGAUCAGAUACAUGUUUCUAAUCAGAUACAAGUAGAAAUUGCAGGAGAUGGACUGCAUCAGUCAAGCAGUGUUGCCAGACAGCCAGAAGCUAUUUUACAGCUGAGCCCACAGCCAGUUUUGGACACUGUUUCACCUGCUUUGGGGCAGACUUUGACUGAGCAGAAUUUAGAAACUGAUGAAGACAGGUUUGUUACUUCCCAGCAUGCAUUACAGGAGAACAUCAACCAGUAUGAGACCACAGAACUGCCAACACAAUCAUAUGAUCAACAAGGACUUUCACAAGGCUUUACUGUGACCGAUAGCUUUAGCCAGCAAGCCCAGUUUUCAGCUGUGCAGCAGCUACAGGAUUCUAGCACCCUGGAGUCUCAGGCUCUUUCAACCAGUUACCAACAACCCACUCUUCUGGAAGUGCCUACUGCAGACACCAUUAAUGUCACUGCUCGCUUAAUUCAAGAGGGGACACAUGAAGAAAUUGAACUGCAGACCCAGAGUGCACCAUUUUUGGAAUCCACGGAGGACAGAAGCAGGCGUGCUUACAGAUGUGACUAUUGCAAUAAAGGUUUCAAAAAGUCUAGCCAUCUUAAGCAGCACAUUCGCUCACAUACUGGGGAGAAGCCAUAUAAAUGCACAAUGUGUGGCAGAGGCUUUGUUUCAUCAGGGGUUCUUAAGUCACAUGAAAAGACUCAUACAGGAGUUAAAGCUUACAGCUGCACCAUUUGCAAUGCAGCCUUUACAACUAAUGGCAGCCUGACACGUCAUAUGUCAACACACAUAAGUAUGAAACCCUAUAAAUGUCCUUUCUGUGAUGAAACCUUUAGAACAACUGUGCACUGCAAAAAACACAUGAAGAAGCAUCAGAAUAUUGGCCCUGCUCUUGUUCCUGACACUGAUGAGACUGCAACAGAAGAAGGAGUUUUGGGUUUAGAGACAGAAGAUGAAAGCGCAGAAAGAUCAGCCUCGCGCAAGUCUCGCCAUGGAGUCAUAACAUUUACUGAAGAGGAAACUGCAGAACUUGCAAAGAUUCGACCCAGAGAAGGAGCCACAAUAUCCGAAAAGGUUCUGGUGCAGUCUGCAGCAGAGAAAGACAGAAUAAGUGAGAUUAAAGAUAAACAAGCUGAAAUGGAAACCGAACCUAAAUUUGCCAACUGUUGCUCUUUCUGUCCAAAAAGCUUUAAAAAACCAAGUGAUUUAAUCAGGCAUAUCCGCAUCCAUACUGGUGAAAAACCUUUUAAAUGUGACGAAUGUGGAAAGAGUUUCACUGUUAAAUCAACGCUGGAUUCUCAUGUGAAAACACAUGCAGGGCAAAAACUGUUCAGCUGUCAUGUCUGCAGUAAUUCUUUCUCAACGAAAGGUAGCCUGAAAGUUCACAUGCGUCUGCAUACAGGUGCAAAGCCAUUCAAGUGCCCUCACUGUGAUAUGCGCUUCCGAACAUCUGGACGCAGGAAAACUCAUAUUCAAUGUCAUUACAAAGCUGAUGCCAAAAGAAUCAGGAAGCCGGUUGUACGCAGGCAUCUUUCUCAAGUUGUAGCACCCCCAUCUAGUGCCACAACUACCACAACUGAGUCACUGCAGCCGAUAAACCUACUUAACACAUCAGCCACAGACCCUAGUGUCUUCAUCACUAAUAGUUCUGUUCUUUCAAGCCAAUUUGAUCAAAGCCUGCAGGGACUUGUUGGGCAAGCAAUUCUCCCUGCUUCUGUAUCAGCUGGUGGGGAUUUAACAGUAUCCCUCUCAGAUGGUAGCUUGGCCACACUGGAAGGAAUUCAGUUACAGCUCGCUGCCAAUCUUGUUGGACAGAAUGUUCAGAUUUCUGGCAUAGAUGCUACAAGCAUAAACAACAUAACACUACAGAUUGAUCCCAGCCUUUUACAGCAAACUCUUCAGCACACCAGUAUAAUUCCCCAGCAGAUUCCUGGGGAUCCCAAUACAGCCCAGCCAACCAGCAGCCUGCAAACCACUGACCAACCAGCUAAUGUUGUACUUCAACCAAUAGCAAGUCUGUCUCUACAACCUCCCACAUCCUCAUCUUCCAGCCUGACAAUAGGACCCAUGGCUGAGCAGGAGUCGGUGUUGAGUUCCAGCAGUACAUCUGGCCAAGACCUCUCUCAGGUGAUGGCUUCCCAAGGCUUGGUGCCUCCUUCUAAUGGACAACAUGAAAUCACGCUGACCAUUAAUAACUCCAGCCUCAGCCAUGUGUUGGCUCAUGCUACAGGUUCUACACCUACAACUUCCACUGGAUCUCCACAGGAAAUAACACUUACAAUAUCUGGUCAAGAUAUCAUGCAGCUUGGACCUUCUGGAAACAAUGAUCUAAAUGGGAAUUUGAGACUCAAUACACCAGCAAUCACAAAUCAGGCACCUGAGACCUCUUUAUCAUUAAGUAAUGAUCAAAUGCUGUCACAAGCCAAUACUUUGACAACUACCUCAGAAUUAACAACAUCAUCUGGCAGCCUCCCUUGCACAACAUCAAUAUCACAAGCCCCGGUUUCAACUCAGAAUUUAGUCAUGUCUUCUGGAAUGGGAGGUGAUGGUAGUGUCACACUGACUCUAGCUGACACACAAAGCAUGCUUUCUGGAGGCCUAGAUGCCGUGACUCUCAAUAUCACCUCACAGGCUCAGCAGUUCCCAGGAAUCCUUUCUGAUAGCAGCUUGGCUGGACCGAAUGGAGCAGGCCCACAGCAGGUCAUUUUGGUGAGCCAUGCGACACAGCCAUCAAGUGAGCUCAGUUACCAGGUUACUGGUGAUGCACAAAUUGAAAAGAACAGCCAAGCUGACAAGGAAGGCAGAUUACAUCAGUGUUUUGAAUGCAAUCAUUGCUUUCCCUCAGCCGCUAUACUGGCAGAGCACAACAAAGAAGCUCAUGGCAAAGAGCGAAUUCAUGUUUGCCACCUCUGCAAUAAAGCCUUUAAAAGAGCAUCUCACCUAAAGGAGCACAUGCAGACACACCAGCCAGGCCCAUCACGAAGUUCGCAGAUGCCAAAAUUAUUUAAAUGCGAUACAUGUGAUAAAGCAUUUGCUAAACCAAGUCAGCUGGAAAGGCAUAGUCGCAUUCAUACAGGAGAGCGUCCAUUCCAGUGCACAUUAUGCGAAAAAGCAUUUAACCAGAAAAGUGCGCUACAGGUUCACAUGAAGAAGCACACGGGUGAGAAGCCAUACAAAUGUGACUACUGCUCCAUGACCUUCACCCAGAAAUGCAAUAUGAAACUGCAUAUGAAGCGUACCCAUGCCUACCCUGAUCUGAUAGAAGAAGUCUCUCUGCACCCAGAGGAAGAGGAAGGUGAGGAAGAUAUCGGGCAAGCUCUUGACCUGGAAGAGGUUGUUCAGGAAUCAUCAGGGGAGUGGCAGUGUGGCAUAACCAAUGUUUUCCGGUGACAUCCUAUUAUCAGAAAGCAUAAAACAUUUUUUUGUAUUACAAACUAUUAUGCAGGGCAAAGCACACACGUUCUUUUUGAGUGUCUAAUGCCAACACGUUUUUAGAAGAUUCCACAAUUCCCUAAUGGAGAGGACUGGUAAUGUUUUACUGAAACCCAUAUCAGUUCAUCACUUUAGGAUUCAUUUUCAUAUAACGAGUGCUAUACACUUUAAAGUUCAACUCAGGUAACCUCUGAUGGACCUUAUUUUCAAGUAUCUUUAUGUUCUUUAUAAAUACUCAAAGCUUGUCAUUUGGAUAUCAAUGGAUACAUGGAUCUCACUAUUUUAUGAACCUGAAGUGUAAAGCAUAUUCCACGCAUGCAGUUGCUUCUAUUCAGUUUAGCAGAGAGUCUCUGUCCAUCAGCAUCACUGACCAUCUUUACUUUUUGUUUGCUUUAACCAGAAGCGUGAAAAGAAGAUGUGUCAGACCAAAAACUGUGCUACUUUGUCCCCAUGGCAUAUAUUUUUUUAUGCUGGUUAAUAUAUAUGGGGGGUUCAAGUUACAAAGCUGAAGUGGCUGGGCCACUUUUUGUGUGAAUAAGUAAAGCUUAGUCUUGGAUGUCUGAGACGUUGCACAGCUAUUUUAUUUAAUAAAGUUUUGUUUAUCUGUUUUC
Xenopus tropicalis (tropical clawed frog) is the source of this 7357-nucleotide messenger RNA. RefSeq names its product zinc finger protein 236 (gene znf236). The record is from RefSeq and is a predicted model, not a curated record. The coding region runs from base 954 to 6704 and encodes 1916 amino acids. The transcript has 34 exons. Gene Ontology annotation, cellular component: nucleus. NCBI's taxonomy places the organism in Eukaryota, Metazoa, Chordata, Amphibia, Anura, Pipidae.